This is a messenger RNA of Pseudovirgaria hyperparasitica, 3901 nucleotides long. Its product is annotated as PNTB-domain-containing protein. Gene Ontology annotation, biological process: proton transmembrane transport; NADPH regeneration. Gene Ontology annotation, cellular component: mitochondrial inner membrane. NCBI's taxonomy places the organism in Eukaryota, Fungi, Ascomycota, Dothideomycetes, Acrospermales, Acrospermaceae. Gene Ontology annotation, molecular function: NADP binding; NAD binding. The transcript has 5 exons. The record is from RefSeq and is a predicted model, not a curated record. The coding region runs from base 363 to 3692 and encodes 1109 amino acids.
CAACGACUCAUUUCUCGUGUGCUUGACAGGCUGGGCUGAGCAAUCUGGCUGUGCCCUCAAUGCUCACCUCCACCCUCCAGCAUCACACCCUACUCGCUUUAGCCGGUCCGCUUGCCUGACAAGGAAGGACGCUGAUACACAAUCUAAGCGCCUCUCACGGGACACGGAGACGCUUACCUUGACCCUGACUUGACUUCCUGAACUCCCGCAGUUGUCUUUCGUCUUGCUCAUCUUGCUCGUCAAAGGACGACACGUACCUCGAGACGACACGACAGUCUUCCAGGACUACCUCGCCGACGAGCCCAUGUCCAUAGACGUUCUGCAAGCUUUGACUUGAGUUCAAUCGGACCAUUGUGCCGACCAUGAUACUCACUGGCGUCCGGCCGGCAUUGAGGCGGUACGGAGCAAGCACGCACUCACGAGGAGAGCUACUGCAACGCUCAGCGUCGUCACUCUAUGUCGCGCACUCAAGGGCUCUUCGCGUCCUAGCCCAGCAUUGGCCACAACCCAAGUGUUGGACGAUUCCUCAUCCCUGUACGAGCUUGAUAAAGUAUACAGGAUAUGCCACCGAGACUCCAGAUCAGACGACUCACACGCCACCGAGUCCCUCGCAUCCACCUCGUCCAUACUCCGAGCUUACCGUUGGUGUGGUUCGUGAAAUUUAUCCUGGCGAGCGUCGUGUCGCUUUGACGCCUCAGAAUACAGCCUUGCUGCUCAAGAAAGGCUUCCAACGAGUGCUCGUCGAGCGUGGAGCUGGUGCUGAAGCUCAAUUUACAGACGAGGCAUACAAGCAGGCUGGCGCUACCCUCGUCGGACCGGGGGAGAUCUGGUCACAAAGUGAUGUCCUCCUCAAAGUGCGCCCUCCCACCGACGGAGGCGAAGGCAAUGAGGUCCGUCAGCUCCGUGAUGGUGGUGUUAUCAUCUCGUUUCUCUAUCCAGCCAGAAACAAAGAUCUCGUAGCCAAGAUCGCAAGUCGAGGAAGCACAAGUUUCGCCAUGGACAUGAUACCUCGGAUCUCACGCGCGCAGGUGUUCGAUGCUCUGAGCUCCAUGGCUAAUAUUGCUGGAUAUAAAGCUGUGCUGGAAGCUUCCAACCACUUUGGAAGAUUCUUGACUGGACAAGUCACGGCCGCUGGCAAGAUCCCGCCCUGUAAGGUAUUGGUAAUCGGUGCUGGUGUGGCUGGACUGAGUGCCAUUGCAACAGCUCGCCGCAUGGGUGCAAUUGUGCGCGGGUUUGAUACACGAUCGGCUGCACGAGAGCAGGUCCAGUCGCUUGGUGCGGAGUUCAUUGAAGUAGAAAUUCAAGAGUCGGGCGACGGAGCGGGAGGAUAUGCAAAAGUCAUGUCGAAAGAGUUCAUUGAAGCCGAAAUGAAGCUGUUCAUGGAACAGGCACAGGAAGUUGAUAUCAUCAUCACUACAGCUCUGAUCCCCGGAAAGCCCGCCCCGAAGCUCAUCACCAACGAGAUGGUGGCAGCUAUGAGACCUGGUUCAGUCGUUGUGGACCUAGCAGCAGAGGCAGGGGGCAAUUGUGAGGCCACAGUUCCUGGACAAGUCGCGACAUACAAGGACGCUACGAUUAUUGGGUACACUGAUCUUCCUUCACGGCUCCCCACACAGUCAUCUACGCUAUAUUCAAACAACAUCACCAAGUUUCUUCUUUCCAUGAAUCCCCAGGAGAAGCAUUUCGGCAUUGACUUUGAAGACGAGGUGGUUCGCGGUUCCAUCGUCACUCAGAACGGCGACAUCAUCCCGCCUGCUCCAAGACCAGUCCCACCUACGCCUCCUCAAUCAUCUUCAAAUGCAGGGGCUACUGUCACCCCUGAGACCGUUGCAGUGGCGUUGACGCCAUGGCAGAAGACGUCGCGUGAAGUUGCGUUGGUGACGGGCGGUAUGGGGACUGUUCUUGGACUUGCCAAAGCAACAGGACCCGUGUUCAUGGGCAACACGUUCAUCUUCGCACUGUCUGGUAUGAUCGGCUAUCGUGCAGUCUGGGGAGUACAGCCUGCUCUGCACUCACCACUGAUGAGCGUCACCAACGCGAUCUCCGGAAUGGUGGGUAUCGGCGGUCUGUUCGUGAUGGGCGGCGGAUUCUUCCCAGAGACGAUCCCUCAAGCCCUUGGAGCGGCAUCGGUACUUUUGGCUUUCAUGAACAUCUCGGGAGGGUUCGUUAUAACGAAACGGAUGCUUGACAUGUUCAAGCGGCCUACUGAUCCUCCGGAGUAUCCCUGGUUGUAUAGUGUUCCUGCACUGCUUUUCGGUGGCGGGUAUCUUGCAGCUGCCACGACUGGAGCUGCAGGGCUUGUGCAGGGGGGUUAUCUUCUCAGCAGUGUCCUCUGUAUGACGUCUAUCCAGAGCCUCUCCUCGAUGACAUCGGCGAGGCAAGGCAAUGUUCUUGGCAUGCUUGGUGUCAGCACAGGUAUCCUUGCAUCGCUCCAUGCUGUGGGAUUCUCGAUGGAGGUGCUUGUGCAGUUUGCUGGACUAGCUGGUAUUGGCGGCAUGAUUGGUGCUGUCUUUGGAUCUCGUGUUUCGCCCAUCAGCCUGCCUCAGACAGUAGCUCUUCUACACUCUGUUGUUGGUCUGGCUGCGGUCCUGACGAGUAUUGGUAGUGUGCUGGGCGGCAUUGACCAUGUUUCUACAUUGCAUCUCGUGUCGGCAUAUCUAGGAGUUGUCAUUGGCGGCGUUACUUUUACAGGCUCUCUUGUUGCGUUUAUGAAACUGGCGGGCAGGAUGUCCUCUAAGCCUACAAUCCUGCCUGGGAAGCACGCCAUCAAUGGAGGUCUCCUCGCGGCUAAUGUUGCUACGAUGGGCGCUUUCAUCACCAUGGCGCCCGGAGCACCGGUUGUUGCUGCUGCAGCUCUGGGCACAAGCACAGCACUUAGUUUCCUGAAGGGGUAUACCACGACAGCGGCAAUUGGAGGAGCCGAUAUGCCCGUUGUCAUCACCGUUCUCAACGCCUACUCAGGUUUCGCCCUCGUCGCAGAAGGCUUCAUGCUCGACAACCCGCUGCUAACCAGCGUGGGUGCCCUCAUCGGCGUGAGCGGCUCCAUCCUCUCCUACAUCAUGUGCGUCGCCAUGAACCGCUCCCUCACAAACGUGCUCUUCGGCGGCAUAUCGGCCCCCGCCCAAACAGACUUCAAAGUCGACGGCGAAAUCACAAAAGCCAGCAUCGACGACACCGUCGACCUCCUUGCGAACGCCGAAUCCGUCAUCAUCGUCGUAGGCUACGGCAUGGCCGUCGCAAAAGCCCAGUACGCAAUCGCAGCCUUCACCCAAACCCUCCGCAGCCGCGGCAUAAACGUCCGCUUCGCAAUCCACCCGGUCGCUGGCCGCAUGCCGGGCCAAUGCAACGUCCUCCUUGCCGAAGCAUCCGUCCCCUACGACAUCGUCCUCGAAAUGGACGAAAUCAACGACGAUUUCCCGGACACGGACGUCACGCUCGUCAUUGGUGCGAAUGAUACCGUUAAUCCGAUUGCGCUGGAGCGGAAUAGUCCGAUCGCGGGCAUGCCCGUGCUGCAUGCGUGGAAGAGUAAGAGUACGGUCGUGAUGAAGCGUGGGAUGGCGAGUGGGUAUGCGGAUGUGCCGAAUCCGAUGUUCUAUAUGCCGGGUACGAAGAUGUUGUUUGGCGAUGCGCGCGAGAGUUGUGAUGCUAUCCGUGCGGCGCUGGAUGCAAGGGCGAAGGAGUAUGAUGUUUGAUGGUUGGUGGAUGGUGGGUCGUGCAUUCUUUGCAUUUUUCUUUCGGCUGGCGUUGGAUUUUCGGGCGCGUGUGGGUUGGAUGCUGGGUUGAGCUGGAUUGAUCUGAGCUGAGUUGAAUAUAUGAGAGAGAGAGAGAGGGGGGUAGUACCAUAUGAUACACCUCCAUCGCACGAUCACAUAACAACACAAGAAUAACACAUCAUCUGUCC